GAGCUGUGAGUACAAAUUUGAAAAUCCUAGCUACACCCCUGAUUGCAGACAAAUAUACUUAAAUCAGCUUGUGUGUCCAAUUGAUUUUCACAGGUAAAUCACAGCAGCCAACAGCUCAGAUGUUGAGCAGAAAUGAUUCACAGAAAUGUGACCAACACUGAUUAUAAGGCCAACAGAAACCCCCAGGCUAAGAGUUAACACAGAAUUUCAAAAGCAGAGUAAUAACCUCCAAUGAACCCAGAUAUCUGUUGUAUUUUUAAAACACAUGCAAGAUGUAGUUUAUGUACAAACUUAGAGUUCAAGUUUCAUAAAAUACUCUAUAGGCUGAUUAGUAGGUACAAAUUUCAACCGACAUUGUAGAAGAGAAAGUUCAGUUUGUGUUAAAGGAAGUUAGAAAUGUUUACUACCGUACUGGGAAACUGAUCAGUCUAAAUACAUCAACUAUAUCCAUAAGUAAACACUCAUAGAUGUCAUGAUUUUUGCCCUUUAAUUUUUAAUUAAUGAUUGAUUAAAUGUUUUAAUUUAGUAGAAGUGAUUGAGAAAUGUUUGCACGUUAGUCUGAAGAAGCAAUGAGGACAUCGCGAAAGCGCUUACUUUUUAUUUGCUAAUAAAUCAUAUCCUUCUAUUGGCCAUGUUGGUUCAGUUUAUUACUUUUAAUAAGUUAUUUUUAUUCAUCGCACCUUUAUCCUUGUCUUGUUUUAUUAUGCAUUUGUAACUUACAUUCUUGUUUGCUUAGUGUAAACAGUCUAUAUUUACAUGACUACUAUGCGUUUGUGUGAAAUACAUUUUGUUUUUUCCACUGUAAGACAUCUAAAGUGUACAUAGUCAGCAAUGGGGCUAUAAUUGUUGGGUACAGGAGCUGUCUAUAAAUGAGAGUGGCAGACACUGGCUGUCAUGAUCAUGUUAAACAUUCAUUAGCUGGGCUUUGGAGAACUAGUGUGCACUUGUGGAAAGCAAGUUGGGACUCUUUUUUUGUGGGCAUUUUUUAAUCAUAGUUGAAUAUUUGAGGUGUAUACAGUUAAGAAGCUGUAAUUGUUGUCUAUAGACAUUGGUGGAGUAUAAUGGCAGUAGUUCAGAUGAUCUUAAAUCAUCUUGUGAGUCCAAAUGAAUAUGAGCAUUUAUCUGUGGACCCAAAAAAUUGUGUGUUUGGUGGGUCUUCCGUAGUUUAAACGCUGUCCAGGGCCCAAGGUGCACGAAACCCACCACUGCUACUGCUCCAGUGCUUUCUUAAAUUCUAUCACUGUUUUAUUCAGGAUGGACGAAGUACCCUGUUGGAGAGACUUCCUCUGCUCAUAAAAUUAGCAGAUCAGGUUCUGUCCUACAAGCCUUCAUCAAGCAUGAUACAUGUUUAGCUCCUAUGACAUUAGAUACAUGGUUGUGACCAGUGGUAAGAAUACCUGAAAAUUUUCUGGCAAAUCUCUACCCAUCCACGGCCAAGUCCCCAUCUGUUGCCAGUCAUCGCUCACUGCAAAAAGCAGUACUUCGAAACAAAGUGCUGAUGUUGGCCACCAUAUCUGCAAAAGCUGCCCAUUUCAGUGGGUUGUAGCACAGUAAUGCAGAGUGAUGAUCCAAUCAGACAGCAUGAUUUGUCCAUAGUCCAGAAAACCUGAGCUAGAAAGCAAGCCAUAGCUGAGAUGUCAGAUGUUAAGAAAUGCUGCACUUGAAAAGAGAACAAGAGCAUGAAGGAAAAGUUUGAAGAACAGAGGCAAGGAUCUGAGGAGAAGAGAGGAAGUAUUUUUCAUAGAAAGGAAUAUUAAUGCUUUCAAAAGCCUCGUAAAAGGGCAAAAGCAGUGACAAAAUUCAAGACUGCAUAGGACAGAUGAUUGUUUAUUUGAGAAAUUAGUUGAUAUUUUGAUUAAGGAGGAAUGCAUCAUAUCUAGCACUUAGAGAGUCAGACAAAAUAAGUGGAACAAGUAUGCUUUGUUUACUAUUUAAAUUUUUUAGCUAAAAUAAUAAGGAGCUUACAAACUGAAUUAACUGACAAGGCUGGUUUUAGCAUAUAGACUCCAAGAGAGAUGACAGUCUUCAAGGCAGACUGAAGUAGAAUUCGGUCUUGCUGUUCUUUGGCAGAAUUCCACUUUGUCUUUUGUAUGUAUGUGUGUAAAAAUGGUGUAGGAAUUGUGCUGCAAAUUAAUAAGGUGUGUUAUUUAGAUGGGUGAAAGGACAUGUUUUCAAAAGUGACCUAGGAGCACUUUCUGGGUGUUUUUUUUUUUUUGUGCACUUUACAAGUGGAGACUGAGGGAAUCAAACCCAAGACUACAGAAUGAAGCUUUUUAAUAGCUCAGUCAUACUGUGUGUGUGAAACUGUCUUAUUAUAAUUGGACUGUUUGAUGUCAGACUUUUUUUCAGUGCUAUUUAUUAAAAAGCACAAAAGAAAAACAUCCAAAUAUUCCACCUUAUUUGUGAGUACAGAGCUUAUCAGCAAGCUUAAACAACCUUAGUUUAUUGGUUUUAAAGUUUAUUGCUUAUCAGAGUGCUUGACAACUGGAUCUGCUUUAAGUGAAUUGUGUAACUAAAUGCUUUCAUACCCACCACAAACACUUGUAAAGUUCAAGCACAUUCCUUUGAAAAUGCCACCAGCUAAAUCAACUAUGGAUAAGAUAUUGCUAAAGGCAAAGAGACUAAUUCGUAUUAAAAGUGAACUUGGCCGCCACUGCUUGUCAGAAUUUUUUUCAACUUUCAUGGCUAUGUUCUUUGUUCAGAGUUCAGGAGCUCAGCUGAAGACAUCCUAUGGUGAAAAGGGGAAUUACCUGAGCCAGACUAUUGGAGCAGCACUUGGAAUUACAUUUUCUGUUUACAUUGCUCAUGGGAUCUCAGGGGCUCACCUAAACCCAGCAUAUUCCCUAAGUAUGUGUCUUUUGAGAAGACUUCGAUGGUGGAAACUUCCUUUCUAUAUCAUAUUCCAAUUUUUAGGGUCCUUUUUAUCUGCAGCUGCUGUCUACGGACUCUAUUAUGAUGCAAUUCAGAGCUACAGUGGCGGAAAUCUCACGGUAACAGGUCCAAGGGAAACUGCAUCCAUUUUUUUCACACUCCCUGCAAGCUAUCUCAGCAUACAGAAUGGAUUCAUUGACCAGGUUAUGGGAACUGCGAUCCUGAUUAUAUGCCUUCUGGCUAUUGGUGAUCCCAGGAAUAAUCCUGUUCCAAAAGGACUGGAACCAAUUGCAGUGGGUCUUCUUAUAAUAUGUCUUGGCACUACUGUUGGGUCCAACUGUGGUUAUGCCAUCAACCCAACAAGAGAUAUAGGACCACGCAUUUUCACCUAUCUGGCUGGCUGGGGUCCUGAGGUUUUCAGUGCCGGCAACUUUUGGUGGUGGGUUCCAGUUGUUGCGCCACUUGUUGGAAGUGUGUUAGGGACAGUGCUUUAUCAGCUUUUUAUAGGACUGCAGCAUCCUGACCUCAGUGACAGCAAGAAGCAAGAAAACAGUCCUGGUGCCUUCAUCCUGGGAAACUCAGUGGCAGAGUCUGACCUGAAGAAGUGCCAAAAGGAAUAUAACCACAAAGGGGCAGACAUAAUAAUGGGUACUUAGUCGACUUCAUGUGUGAUAUGACUUCCUAGAGAAAAAUGAUCCGCAAUAACAUUUAGCAGAACUGACAUUUUAUUUUUUGAGUAUGUGCCCUAUCAAAAGCAGCAAAAAUCAAGGUUGCUUUAUUUAAUGAGUCUGAAAAUACCAUUUGAAUAUCUGAUACAUAUAUUUUGCAAUGUUCUAGCACAUUGUUCCUUAACAACUGGUAUAAGUUGAUGUAAUUCAGCUGGAGUUCUUUGUUCAAAAAAAGAAAAGUGCACAGAGUUAAUAUACUUGUAAGGGUCAGUGGAACAUCAUCUUUGUGACCAGGGUACAUGCAGCAAUCCCAGCACAGCAUGAUUAAAUGCCUUUGGGUGUUUAUUAGUAUAAUACAGUUACAAACAUUAAUAAACAAUAAGAAACUGGUUUAUGCAAUGAUGCUAUGCAGUUGUGCUCGAUACUGAGAAAAAUUCUGAGCUGUGCAAGUGAAUUAUUGACAUACCGUUCCCAAACCAUUCUCUUGUGCUGUUUCUACUCUGCAGUCAUGUACUUUCCUAGCUGUAGCGACCUAUCUUUCCUGACUCUCUUCUAGAUGGGCUUGCAGUCUUGCAUAUGAAUCUUUUCUUUUCUGUGUCCUUUCCCUGUCUUCUGUUUCAUCAUGUUUUCUCUCCUUGCUUUUCUCUUGCAAAGAUUUUUCCACCACUAUUUAUCUGCCUGCAUUAAUGCUGACUCCCAUGUUCUCUGUUUUUGCAUUAAUAUUUCCAUACUACAGGCAUUGCUAUGUACACUGAUGCACAGCCUUCUUGCAUUGUAGUUGAAUGAUUCUUCCUGCACUAAGGGAAUGUGUGCUAGGUCCUCAUAAUUAUUCACCAGUUUUGGCACUCUAAGAAGCUGUUUUUACUUCCAUUCUUUACUCCCCAGGCCUGUCUGUUUUCUCUCUUAUUUAAAAACAAACAACCCUACCCACGGACCAUGAUCAUAUGCGUGUCAUCUUGCUUCUGUCCCUAACUCUUUCUCUCUCUUUCUGUAUGUCACUCUCUCCUUUCAAGUAAAGCAACUCAAAUCUUAUUUAUUGAUCUCACUUAUUCUCCCAUGUCAGCUUCAAAACAAAGACAACCCUGCCACAUCACUCGGGUUCUAUCACCACCCUUAACUCCAGACUGUCUGAAAUCGUCUGUCUGUCCACAUCACUCACUUAUAGUAUUCAUACAUUGUCUUCCUACAUUCUAUGCAUUUGGAAAAAUAGGUUACUGACACAUUUACUUGCUUCUCCAUUACUUUUAGCUCACCAGUAAUGUAGGUAUUGAACCCCUCCCCACCACCACUAACCAUGCUCCUACCACCUCACUCACCCUUCUAGUGCUACAUCUCUUGCACCCACAUGUUUAACUCCCUGGCCUCAUGCUACACAUCUGGGCAUUGGAAGACCCCAAAACAAAACUGUCUAGGUUGAAUCAAUGAUAGGGAUCUAUAUCCCAGGCAGUCUAGGCAUUGCAGAUAUAUGUUCCAAGUCCAAUCAUCUCUUCCCAACCACUUUACUGGGAAUCUGAUCCUGCUUUAGAUAGGAGAGGCCUGAUGAAAUGUUUAGUAUUAUAGUACGUUUCUUUGUUUCAAAACAGUUCCAGUGCUCAGCAGUGAAAAAAAAUUCUUUAACACAAAUGAUUCCAUUGCACAGUUAGUUAUGUACUAAAGUCUGACAGUUGUCUGGCAGUUAGCACAGAGGAUUAAGGUACUAAACUGUUCAUGAGACUAAAAGAUUUCCACCUCCAUUUGCCUACUGUGUGACUUUGAGCAAGUCUCUUAACCAGACAGUCCUCCAGGGUCAACCACAAAAGAGGACAUUUGUGUCCAGUGGGCUUACCCAUUUAAGAAAAGUACAACGAAAAUAGUGUCUGCAAAGACACACAAAAUAACCUCUUUGACCUGUAUAUAUAAAUUUCACCCCACACUAUCCUGUCUGCACUGGAAAUGAUAUAUGCUAUCAACUCCUAUUUUUGUAAUUGUUAAUCAUUAUUCAAAUUGAACAAUUUCAACAGAAACUCAGAUUGACAGAACAACACGUAAGCUCUAACCAACACAUAAAGCACUGAUUUUCUGUCAGACCCUACUAGUUUUUGAUAACCAUUUAACAAUUCAUUGGACAGUCUCCAACAAUCCUAGCUACAUUAGUAAUAUGAUCACCUCUAUCCCAGUCUAACCAUUGUCCCAUCCAGGGCACCCUAAAUUAUAAAUAGAAUAAGCCACUAAGAAUUGUAGACACAUACUAUGAUUUCUCUGUAUGUGCACAAUUGCCUCUCUUUAUUGAUCUAAACUCAGCUCUAUAAUUGUUCUGUUAUCAACUUUGUGUUUUCUGUUCCUCCGGCUACAGAAGGGAAUAAAUGACAAAGAUGUCAGAUUUAUAUUAUUUGCUGACCUCAAAAAAGGCCUUCAACAUGACGAAUCAGCACCUCCUCUUCCAAUAGUAGAGCACCACAGCAGCACAGAAGUAUAGGGCUUUGAACAGCCAGUAGUUCAGUAGUGCAGAAAGGGAGAGAUUGAAAAUGAAGUGAUAAAUCUUCCAGGAAGUGAAGGAUUUGAAUGGGAACUCCAGAAGCACACAUUGCUUCAGAACAAUAGUUCACUGAAACAGGUAGAUCUCAGGAAGCGACAGAGUAAAUAAAGCCUCUAUUUGUAGUGAGAAUGUUUCAUUAAAACAGUUAAAUCCUAAAGAGGUAAUAGUAGAAUGAAAGCAAGGCAUUAAAAAUGAAGAUGUUUCACAAAACAAAAUUCCAUGAACUCUGGUUAGAGAAUCAUUCAUGAUAAUGUAUAUGACAGAGAGACACUACCAAAUAUGAAUAACACAUGAACUGUUAAAAAAUAGUAAACCAAAUAAAUAUAGUAAGUGGAAAUAUAAACAGAGAGACACGAUAUAAGAGAUAUUAACAUAACACUUUACUGUAUAGCUAAACUAAUAAUAGACAAGGUGUUACCAUGAAAGCAAAAAGUGAUAAAGGAAACAGCGGAACAAAUAAACUACCACAACCAUGGAAAUGCUGAUUAGUAACAACUGCUAAACUGUUAAGAAAAUAAUUAUCAUAACAGGAGGAAAACAGAAAAAUGAAACUAGUAAAAAAAUCUCUUAGAAGGGUGAAUUUGCUAAAAAAAUACAAUAUAAAAUUAGAUCAAGAUUUGAAUUACACCAUUUUCUAACAAUAAAUUAAAAAUCUAUGCACAGGGCAAAAAAACUCAGGAGACACGCACACAAAUAUAAAAGGAAGAUAAAAAACGAGCAGCUUAGGGAUGAUCCAAAGAAGUUCUACAGGGAACUGGGAAGGAAAGCAACAAUAAUCAAAACACCACUAAGAACAGAGGAAAUUAAUAAAUAUUAGUAAAAUAACUGCAAGGAAGCUGUUGUACACAACAAGGAUGCUGAAUGGAUAAAAUAUAUAAAAGGAAAAAUAAGAAAUUCGAAUACUGAGCAUAUGAACUGGAAUGAAGUAACUACCAGUGAGAUGAAGUUAAGAAAGGCUCCCAAACAGAAAACUCCAAGUCCAAAUUCUUUACCAGACUUUUGGUUAAUGGUAUUAACAUCUUUAUACCAUAAUUUCAGCAUUCAUCAGGGAAUAAACUGUACUACCAGACACAAACACCAUUACCAGAUCUUAGCAAGAAACAAAUAAUCUGGCUACCAAUUACAACAGUAGCUGAACUGCUGGUUUACAUUCUUAUUUACUCAGUCCUUAGACCAUAAAGCAUCAUUUGUAUCUCUUCUCUUUACCUUUUUUCAUGUGCUACUUUGAAAAAAGCUCACUCACCUGUCAUUCACCUAAACCUACUUCUGCCUUAAAAGCCUUCUUUAUAAUCUUCCCCUCUGUCUGGAAUUAACUAACUUCAGAUAUAACUGAGAUCUAAAUUCAGCCUCCCUGCAUUUUGCAACAACUUUUACAUGCUCUGUGAACAAAUUUCAUUUUGUUGCUGCUUUCCAUCAGCUGAGCUUUGACAUAAAUUACUUAAUUUGUUCUUAAAUUCCUCAUGUUUCUUCUUCUUUUUUCAGCUGUCUACUGCUGAAUUCUCUUAAUCCAAGUCCAUCUUCUUUUUCCUCCACAUUGCAUUAUCCAGUCCCUCACCGCAUAUUGCCCCUACCCCUAUAUACCUAUCGUAUUUAUACCACCCGUCAUAGUAUAAAACCCUUUUCUCUCUAUAGACCUUCCUCACAUUAACUUCUUUAUCUCUGUGUAGCCAUUCCACUUGAAAUUUGAAAGCAUGUACCAAACAAAGAUGGUUCAGUCCUAAUUAAAAUAUACACUGGCAACUGGCAUCCAAAGCCUACAUCAUAUUCAACAGAUACAACCCAUCCACUAAUACUAUUUAAAACUUCAGCACUACCAUUUGUCCAUACACCCUUUAUCAAUAAUACAAGUAGAUCAAGUCAGUCUUGAGUUCUAUUUUUAUUAUGAGAAUUAUUAUGAUCUACUUGUGAUCUUAACAACUUACAAAAUUUUCUCUUUAGAAACAGUAUUGUUAGAGUUAUAUUUGUUACAUAAUAAAGUGUGUUCUGCCUUUAAUUAUCUUUGUGACUAUAGCUAUUAUAUUGUAAUAUAUCCUUUACCUCAGAUAAUGUACUAACCAUUCUACAGCAGUAUUUCUAUCUCAGAUGAUGUACUAUGUUUUUACUACUUGUGUUUUUAUGCAUUUAAUUAAAGAGUCUCAUGUUAUAAUCAUUUGCCAGAAUCCUGUAUGAGACAGUAUAUGAUGUACAUAUAGUAUAAACUGCAUUAAUAUCUUAGUGCAUUUGGAUUUAUUAUUGUACUGAGCACUCAUAGUCUUGCACAUAGCUGAAAAGGGUCCAAAAGAAUCAGACCAC
This is a messenger RNA of Protopterus annectens (West African lungfish), 8346 nucleotides long. RefSeq names its product aquaporin 10 (gene AQP10). Gene Ontology annotation, biological process: glycerol transmembrane transport; water transport. Gene Ontology annotation, molecular function: urea transmembrane transporter activity; glycerol channel activity; water channel activity. NCBI's taxonomy places the organism in Eukaryota, Metazoa, Chordata, Ceratodontiformes, Protopteridae. Bases 2517 to 3527 code for a protein of 336 amino acids. Gene Ontology annotation, cellular component: plasma membrane; basolateral plasma membrane. The record is from RefSeq and is a predicted model, not a curated record. The transcript is spliced from 6 exons.